Melanotaenia boesemani (Boeseman's rainbowfish) is the source of this 2010-nucleotide messenger RNA. Its product is annotated as zinc finger protein 37 homolog. The transcript has 2 exons. Lineage: Eukaryota; Metazoa; Chordata; Actinopteri; Atheriniformes; Melanotaeniidae. The record is from RefSeq and is a predicted model, not a curated record. Bases 138 to 1553 code for a protein of 471 amino acids.
UAAACAGGAAGUGUAACACCUGCGGACAGAAACAGGUGAUUCAUCCUCCAACCAGCAGGUGGAGGUGAUGCUGGAAAUCACGUUUUGCAGAAGAAGAAAAAGACCGGAAAAACAUCCACACUAAAGCAAAGCAGCUCAUGUUCUGUCAUAUUCCAUCUGUUGGAGGAAAAAUGUCCUCAUCUGAAGAAAAAAAUCCCGCCUUCGUCCAGUUGGAGGAGGAGAUGGAUGGUGGUCGCAGACUGCUGGACAGAAACCUCCACCCAGCAGACCACCAACAGCAGCAUGUCUGGAAGGAAGAGGAGUUUCUUACUGAGCAACAGUUCAGCAACAAUGAGAGGAAUUUUAUUCUGAGCUGCGUGCUUCCACGAAUUAAAGAGGAACAAGAGGAAUUCUCUACCAGUCAGGAAGGAGAGCAGCUUGCAGUGAAGAUGGAGACUCCGGUUAUUGAGCAAAGUGACCCCAGAAAAUCACAAUCAAAUGGUGAUCAGCUCCUGUCUCACAACGGUCCCACGGCUGAGAGUCAAGAUCAGAAAGGACGUGACUAUAUAGACCCAGGAUCAGGUAGAAAUGAAGCUCUGAAGCCACUGAAGAUGCAUCACAAAGGCAGAAGCAACAAAUCUGUGAAGAGGAAAACUGCUGGGAAAACAUUUGAGGACCUGCACCACACCGGCGAGAAGCCAUAUACUUGUAACACUUGUGGAAAAAGAUUAAAUACAGUCCAGUCGUUGAAAAAUCAUUAUAAGAUCCACACAGGUGAGAAGCCAUAUUCCUGCAAAACAUGCAGGAAAAGUUUCAGACACAGUAAAACUCUGACUCGCCACAUGAGAACUCACAUGGAGGAGAAGCCUUAUUCCUGUGAAACCUGUGGCAAAGGGUUCAGGUGUAGAGAGAGCUUGUUGAUCCACACCAGAACUCACACAGGUGAGAAGCCGUAUUCCUGCCAGCUGUGUGGGAAGAGUUAUACUCUGAACGGGAGUUUGACUAUUCACAUGCGAACUCACACCGGAGAAAAGGUGCAUUCUUGCAAAAUAUGUGGAAAAAUUUUUACUCAAAAUGGUAAUUUAACCGUCCACAUGAGAACUCACACGGCUGAAAAGCCGUACACCUGCCAGACAUGUGGGAGGGGUUUCAGUCAGAGCGAUCACCUGACCGUCCACAUGAGGACGCACACAGGUGAGAAGCCUUACCUGUGCUACACGUGUGGAAAAAGAUUUACUGACUCCUCAGCGUUUAGAAGACAUUUAGCCGUCCACACAGCUGAGAAGAUUUAUUCAUGCAAAGUAUGUGGGAAAAGUUUCAUUACUAACGUUCGUUUAACGGCUCAUAUGAGGACGCACACAGGCGAGAAGCCGUUUUCCUGCAAAACCUGCGGGAAAUCUUUCACCGAACGGGGCAGUUUAACGUCCCACACGAGGACGCACACAGGGGAGAUGCCUUACCCCUGCAACAUCUGCCAGAGAAGAUACCGCGACGCGUCAGCGCUAAGAAAACACAGAAAAUCUCAUUCUCACCUCAGCAGCCUUCCCCUCACAGCAGCUGGCGGGACGACGUAAGCGGCACCAACCACAGCUGCUAGCAGACCUGUUCUCAUCAGGACCAAACCGUUCAUGAAAUAAAUCUGUGGUUUUCUUACAGAAGAGAUUCACGUCUUUGUUUUUAACACCAUUACACCUUUUCACUACAAAUACUUAAAAAAGACAAAUGCUGAUAGAACAUGUUGGAGACAUCUGGUGGGAAUGCCCCUGAAUUCUAUUUCUAUUAUCUUAUUGGCAGAAUUUAAGGAAAAACAUGGAGAAAAUGCUAAAAACUUCCACUUAGAUUUGAUGUUCUUUUGGGAAAAGAAAAGCAGGAAAUGACAUUCAGGGGAAAAGUAUUUGUUUUAAUUAAUGUUAGUGGCAGGCAAGAAUAAAAACCAUAACCAGGAAGUGGAUGAACACGGAGGACGGAUGCAUGAAGUUGGUUUUCCCAGCCAGACCAAGUUUAGAUACAUUUAGGAAUUUCUGGAAAAAC